AUGAGGAAGGAUACAGGCAACAAGAUGGUUAAACCCUUCAGAGGGCUGGGGACCUCUCCCGACCCCCCAACAUCUCCUUCAUCCACAUCAACAUCCCCGGGCAGCGACAAAUUCUUCGGAGGGCCGUACCAUCCUCCUUCGCCGGUACGCUCCUCAGCUCCCUCUUCCUCCGAAAGCGGCAGUGGGAGCGAAAGCCCCCUCACGAGGAUCUUGAAGCAGCACCUUGGUGAUUGCAGACUACGCCCGUCAGCGAAGCGCGGGCCAACCUACUUCGUUUUAUACGAUAAGGAGAAGGCGCGACUCCCGACCUGUGUAGUCUCUCCUUCCCGGCCACUCGAAGUCAUCGACCUGGAGGCAGAGGACGACACACAAACCCCCGCCAACCUGAACCCACUUCCCGCUUCCCAGCCGCUGGAGAUCACCAACCUGGAGGCAGAGGAGGAGGAAGACACGCAAAUCCUCUCCUGCCUGAGCCCACCUUCCCACUCCCAAUUGGUGGACAUUGUGGACCCAGAGGAGGAGGACUCAGAGCUUCCACCCGGGCAAGGAAUACCACCUCUGGAGGCUGGAGGGGAUGAAUUUGAUGGAUGGAUCCAUUUUGGAUUCAUCAAGGCUGUUAAAACCGCUGUGCUCCAUCUACUCAACACAGCGAUCAAAAUGUUCCUGGAAGAGACAUGUUACGGCUGUUCAGUCAAUCACCCAAAACGUGUGAAGACAGCCAUGGCGGGGAAGAAUUUAAUAAGGAGAGCAUUUUACACUCCAGCCCAUCCAGGUAGUUUUGGUGGAGUAGAUAGGUUACGGCGAGGGGUCCAAAGUGACACGGGUAAAAGAAUAGCGAUUGAGAAAGUAAAAGAUUUUUUUUUAUCGGAACAAGAUACCUAUACUCUGCAUAAACCCGCCAGAAUAACAUUUCCGAGAAAUAGAGUUUUUGUCACUGGGCCGCUGAAACAGUUCCAAGCAGACCUAUGUGACAUGCAGGCCUUGUUCGGAGAAAAUGAUGGUUAUAAUUAUUUAUUAACCGUUAUUGACAUAUUCUCCAAAAGAGCCUAUGCUAGGGUUUUAAAAAGGAAGACUGCUUCUGAGGUGGCAAAAACAUUUGAAUCUGUUUUAAAAGAGAGUCAGAUUCCAAAGAAACUUCAAACUGAUGCCGCUACAAUAACGAGUAUCAUUCAAGCAUUAAAAGUGUUUGAAAAGAGUUUCACAGAUGAGAUCUUUAUAGUGACAGAGGUGAUAAAACAAUCGACCCCUGUAUUCAAACUCAAAGAUUUGGAUGGAGAGACUUUUCAAGGCGCUUUUUACUCAGAGGAGCUUCAAACAGUAAAAUUGUCAAAAGACAAGAUGUAUCAAGUUGGUGAGAUAUUAAACAAGCGCACGGUCAGAGGGGUUAAACAGGUUUUGGUGCGUUGGAAAAAUUGGCCGGAUAAAUUCAACAGCUGGGUAAGAGAAGCUGAUCUAUUGGAUGUUUAA
Molecule: messenger RNA, 1467 nt
Organism: Menidia menidia (Atlantic silverside)
Lineage: Eukaryota; Metazoa; Chordata; Actinopteri; Atheriniformes; Atherinopsidae
Source: the annotation of a GenBank genome assembly